This is a messenger RNA of Osmia lignaria (orchard mason bee), 6018 nucleotides long. The record is from RefSeq and is a predicted model, not a curated record. Lineage: Eukaryota; Metazoa; Arthropoda; Insecta; Hymenoptera; Megachilidae.
CGACUAAAAGGGGGUUACACAAACACAUACACACACGUACACACACACACGCACACGCGCGCGCGCGCGCGCGCACACACACACACACACACUCACUGACUAAGAUAUUAAAAGUAUAGAUCGAGUAUGGGAUCUAAAAGUAUGGAACAUAUGGAAGUAAAAGUAUGGAGAAAGUAAGACAAUGAUAAGAUAAUUCAAAAAAUGCGCGGGAUUUGGGGCUGGCAGCAGUGCUGUCAGCCCAUUCCCACGGCGCGUGGCCGAUAGAGUUCGUUGGGUAAAAUGGGGACAGAUUAGUCCCCUAAAGCGCCGCACAGUGGGGUAUUUGCCUCUCAAACGCGGUAAAAACUACUUUAAAAUUUGCUCAAUCUUCACACUGUCAUAACAUUGCUAAAUUUCAUCCAAAUUUGAUGAAACAAAUACCAUUUUAAAGCUUACACUUUCUAUUUUUUAAUAAGUCUAACGUUAUCGCAUUAGGAUAUUUUUUUUAACAAAGGUAUAGAUAUAAAAAAUUAUAAAGUUAAUUAUCCAGAUUGAAAAAAUUAUUUUGUAAUAGCCCAAUCCUUUCUGAAUAAAACAAAAAAAAAUCUAGCUCAAUCGGACAAACAGUUCCUGAGAGAAAAAUUCGUAAGUGAAGCCCGUUUCCGUCCAAAUAGGCAAAAAUUGCAAACUUCGAAGGUCUGUAAUUAUUAAACAAAUUCGAAACCGGCAAAAUGAUGACUUAAACCCCUUCUAAUUUCAUAUGGACUACAACAUAUUUCAUUUAGAACAAAAUCUUCGAUGGUGAUGUCGAAACGUGAUCGGUUUAGCGUUGAAACCGAUGACUCAACAUCGGUGUCAAUAAUAGUAAAAAUCACUGUAGAUACCUGAAUAGCAGCUAGUAGCAGCUAAUUUUUUUUUUAUUUUAAAGGCAAGACUUUGCACUUUCAAAUGAUACCAAACAGAACGCGGGAUUCCACGGGACUUUUUUAAAAAUACACAAUAAAGAUGGAAAAUAUUCAAUACGGUAUAAUUCCGAAAAUAUUAUAGAUAAUUAAAUGAAACUUGGUACAAUUAAAAUACAUACCUGGCACGUUUAAACCCAUCAUAGAUUAAUUAAAUUGAGUGAGAAUUAAAAGCGUAAAUAAUAGUUGUAGUUUUUAAGAAUUACGGAGUUGCCUUCUUUAAACCUCUGUACCCACGUUGAAAAUUAAUAAAUGUGAAAAACAAGUAUACUACAUAGUGGGCCAAAUAUUCAAUUAACUAUUUUCAUAGUACUUUUUGACUUUAGAGAUAAUUUUCUAAAAAUGACUUUUUACCGCGUUUGAGAGGCAAAUACCCCACUGUGCGCCGGCCCCUUAAGGGGCGAAAUGAGAUGGUUGAUGGUUAGCCAAUCACCAGGCACGCAACACUGCCGAAAACGCACUACGAUUCGUCAAACCGUCCCCUCCAAGGACGAUGAUCGCGCGACGGGCCCUUCGACCGUCGAUCUCGCGCAAAAUUCUUCACUCUUGAUCGAUCAAUCGUAAGUACGUGAUCGGGAGCCCGUGUGUCCGAGAGACAGAAUUGUUUGGAAUUUCGUGAUAGUUUUCCUCUGCGGUAAAGACCUCCGCGUAGCGAGGCAGAGUGCCGUGCGAGUUGCAAUAAUCCGAUUCUUAACAAGGACUCAUAGACGCGCACGUUAAAUUUUCCUCCUACCUAAUUUUCUACCUUUUCUUUCCGUUUUUAAAUCGUUGCUCGCGCAUUUUCCAUGUUAAAUUCAUUCACGUAAUAAUAAAUUAUUUAAUCUCGAAAUUCUUUAGUGUUUGUCUCUCGUCGACGUUCUCGUCCGAUAGUUCGUUUUCGCCGCGACAAGUGCGUGAUCGAAAAUCUUACCGUUCUUUGGUGUUCCAGAUCAUCAGGCGAACAUAAAGCGAUAUUAACAAGCGAAUUUAUAAAUCUUGUAUUCAAUUAAAUAGCGUAUCGGUAAGUCGUUUCCAUUACAUUUUUCGAACACGACGUUUAUUUCAACUGGCAAAACGGGCGAUCUGGUCCAGCCCUUCAGGGUUACGAGAGUAUCUCAGGUCAGAUCGUUCCAUCAAACGAGGUAUCGACCGAUUAUAUUCAUUUUGGGUGUUACCAUUUCGCUUUUCCAAUUUCUUGUUAUAAAAGGGGCACCUUAGUCCAGCCCUUUCGAGGGUUACAGGAGUACCUCAGGCUGGGGUGCACCCUCGCCAAUUUCUCGGUAAAUCUAAUCUCGAAUAAAAGGGAAGCGAAAUAGUAAUCACGUUUGCAUGACCGGAAUUUACUCGUAAACGUUUCAAUUGUGAUCUCAGGGCGUUUCCAUAUUAUAAUAUUUUUGUUAACUAAUACUAAGCAUCUUUACCCUUGUUAUCAUCUGCCAUGAACUGGUAUUUUCAAUAUUAACGAGUUUUCCAAAUUUAUUCAGUCUCAAGUUUUGGCAUUUCUUGUAUUUUGUUAUUCAUUGAACCUUUCGUUCAAAAUUAAACCAGUUUCGUUAUCCGAAACAGUUUCAAAUUCAUUUCAAACACAUUCCUACACUUUACAGUCUAAACCACGCUUACCAACGUAUACAGAUUCAAGGAGGGACCCGUACGGGACCCAGAGCGCUGAACGAACCCAACGAAAGGCUAAUAAUCUAAAUUCGAUCUAACAUCGACAGCAUUGGCGACAGCAUUGGCGUGGUGGGGGGAAAGGACCGCGUUGCCAUUUACAGGAUUGCCUCGAAAUAAGCAACUCGCUCGGGACUCAUAGAAACGGACCUCUCACUCAUUUCUCGGACCUCUCACUUUGCGAGCGACUUCAAGCAAAGAAGAGGGGAUACCGUGUUGCGUAUUUUGAAGAAAUAUUUUGAAAGUUAUUUCGAGGCAAUCCUGCACUACUUCUUUCUUAGACGUAGAAGAUCUUGAAAAACUAAAUUUCUAUCGAUAUUUUCAAUCAUUUGUGCAACAAAUAAGCCCCAAUGGCAAAUAAAAAACGUACAAAUCAGACGUUUCCGGGUAGGAGAAGGCUCUCCCUCAAAAGAACUUAUAGAAAACUGCGACAAAAACAAUGGCAAUCGUCGGCAUCGACGAUUGAACCUACUGCAGUUUUCAAAGAGAGAAAUUCUCUCCCGGGAAAACGUUGUGUAUCGAAAAAUGUGAAGGAGGUUGGUCAGACAGAUAUGUCAGACCCCCUACUAGUUUGUAAAUAUCAUAAUAAUGAUCCUUCGUUUAUCUCAAACGAUCCUAAAGAUGCGGGGCGCAUCUCAUCAGAAAACGCCCUUCGCAAAAACGAUGAAACUGUCGUACAAUGCGAAUGUACAAGUGACAGAUACACUGUACAAAACGUCUUGGACAAUAGCGACAACAAUCUCGUCGUAGACGUCGGACACGUAGAUGUGGGACGUAUUUCGGAAAAUGUGCCAGAAGGCCGCCGCAUUGUUGACGUUCAGUUCUUUUGGAAUGAAAUACAUAGAACGUUUGACAAUCAUGCGCGAGGUAUUGAAUGUCAUUUUCGCGAUUGGAAAAUGAUCGGUAGUUGCCAGCAUGGGUGUCUCACACAGUUUUUCUUCAAGUGCCAAAUGUGCAAUUACGAAGAUACUGUUUGGUCGGAACCUAUGCAUUCAGAUAUAAUGAAUGUAAAUGAGGCCAUGACGACCGCGACUGUUACAGUCGGAAUCGGCUACGCAAAACUGGAAGAAUUAUGCGCCGCCUUGAAUAUGCCUUGUAUGGCUGAAACGGCGUAUCUGAGGUAUCGUGAAAAACUUGUAGAUGAAUUUAUGAAAAGCGCAAUACAUAUCCAGCUUUUACUGUAUUUCACAGGUUAUUUCGACGCCAUAUUGACUUCUAUCUGUAAUGUAAUUGGUCCGUAGAAAUGAGUAUUAAAAGUACUUGCAACUUCCGCUUACCUUAUUUAAUUCAAAUGGUUAAAAAGUAUAUUGUCUUCUGAUGGCAUCCAUCAUUGAUUCCAUCAAAUCAAUUUGAUUUCGAAAGCAGAACUUACGCCAUAGGUACUCGCAAAUAUGGUGAGCAAAAUCUUCGUCAUGAAAACGGGCUCUUCCCCGCCUCCGAUCCUUUGCUGGCCGCCAAUUGGAUUCUAUUUGUUGGGUGUGAGUACCAUCAGUUCCUAUCAAAUCCGAGGGUAUAUUAUUUAUAAAAAAAAAACUAACCUUAGGUAUACCGGCUGUGCUGUACUCCGCCCUAACCCUAACCCUAACUCUAACCCUAGAAAUAGUAAAAAAUGCCAAUUAUAAUAGAAAUCGAAUGAAAACCAAGUUUAGACUAAUUUACCUACAAAUUCCACGCUAUGGUUUAUUACUGAUUUGUGAAUAAAGCCUUCUUCAGCAAGUCCUACGUAGCUUCUGAAGCAGUCGGUGUGAAUUUCACUACCGGUGAUAACGUUUUCUUUAAUUAUGGGAAUUAGGGUUGCCGCUUCACGAUUUUCAACAAGCAUCAUUCGGCAAUCUUUCGUAUAAGUAUCCACCAUGCCUAAGACCCAAUGGCCCUCAACUCUCCGGUCACGGUUGUACUUUCUUUUACCAAAUUUGGCUUCGUCAAUCUUUCAAAUAACAUAAAAAUUGCAGUAAUCAAACGGAAUAAGAAAUCAUACAAAAAUAUAAGGAUAUAGAAUUGUAACAUAAAGUACCUGAACUAUAAUAGGAGACCCCGAUUCCGUAAUUCCGCCUAAUUUUGGUUUUCCAUUUUGAAUACUGGAGAAAUGAUCCACUACCAUUUCCCGGCAGUAAUGAAAUCAUUCCGCAAUUGUUGCAGACGAUAACAAAGUGGAGUUGUUUUCGAUAUCGUAUAACUCAUGUACCGUAUACUCAUACGAAAAAUCUCGUGAAAAGCAAUAAAUCAAUCUUAAAAAAAUAAGUAACAUCAGAAACAGUUUGAAGAAUGCAUUAAUUAAUCGUCGAAAUUACAAAAAUCAGUUGAAUGUUACCUUAUCGCUUUGUCUAACGGCAGGUGAAUGUCUUCAAAAAAGGAAUCUAUGGUCGCUGCAAAUUGUUUGCAUUUGUCGCGACUGUCACGUAGAAAGUUCACAGGUUUUUAAAUGAAUAGCACUUUUAAAGGUUUAGCACUUUAUUUUUAUAAUAUGAUCCCGACUGACUCUGCUUAUGUCCGGUAAGGUCUUUUAUAAUGUCGUUGGUGGUGGAGAAGGGGCCGAUGAUUGACAAGGUGGGAUGUCCGUGACAACGCGUUUUAUCGAAUACUUAAGUAGGUGGUCGUAAUAUGAUGUUUAGGUGUCCGGUCUUGAGGAGUUCAAUUGUUCGAAUAUCGAUCGUUUAGGCGGGUGGCUGUAACACGAUGUUUGUCCGAUCGUGGGAAGAAUUCGAUUAACGUACGUUUAGGCGGCUGGUCGUAACACGACCAACGACACAUCGAAAGCGACCAAUUCCGUGGUCUAAUGCAAACAAUUUCAUCGCCUUCCGAUGAACACGACACGUUUUAGUCACCCGCAAUUAUCUAUUUUCGCGAGCCCAUGCAACAGCCGCUUCUGUCGACUGAGGCAAAUUGGUAAAAUUCCAUUUAAUACUUUGCAUGAUAAAGGAAAACCUUAGGAAAAGACGAGAAUUGCGAGGUACAGACGGAGAAACAAUGUAAGCUACAGGUAGUAAAACAAAACACGUGAAAAAUGUAACAAAAAACAUUUUAUUAAAAUGUGACAAAAGACAUUUUAUUCAAAUGUUCGCCUAAACGGCCGCCAUUCAUGUAAUUCUGUUUUACCGACGGCGACUCCACUCAUUGGACGACAACCGGCUACAAGUCAAUAUGGCGUCGAAAUAACCCGUGAAAUACGCUCAAAACGCUCACCUUUACACACGUAUAACUUUCGAACCGAUGGAUUCUGCACCUUAAAACUAGGAUUUUUAGAUUCUACUCGUUAAAUACUUCAAGAAUAUAAAAAAAGGCCAUCAUUUUUGGGCCCCUGAGGUAAAAUUCAGCCCUAUUUCUUUUUAAAUCAGUCAAAAGCAGCACAAAACUCAACAGUUAUUAUGGUAAUUGUUUCACAAACUUGUAUUCACUUCAUGCACUUUGGUAAAUAAAUUAUUUUAAAAAA